Messenger RNA from Corvus hawaiiensis (hawaiian crow), 721 nucleotides. RefSeq names its product proteoglycan 3-like. The coding region runs from base 124 to 663 and encodes 179 amino acids. NCBI's taxonomy places the organism in Eukaryota, Metazoa, Chordata, Aves, Passeriformes, Corvidae. The transcript has 5 exons. Gene Ontology annotation, molecular function: signaling receptor activity. The record is from RefSeq and is a predicted model, not a curated record.
GGAUGGGGUGAGGGACACAAGGUGGCACUGGGGGUGGCAGAGGAACAGUGGAGACAUUAGGGCUGGCAGAGAGGCCACGGAGAGGACGGGUUGUUACCAAGGGUGGCACAGGGGCUCUGGACCAUGGGGGUGGCCGAGGUUGAUGGGCCUGUGGCAUCUCCAGAGGGUGCUGGUGGUGUCCCCAGUGUCCCUGCGUGUCCUGCUGCCAUGUGGCCCUGGCUACUGCUCGCUCUGGCCCUGCUGGGCACUGUCCCUACCAGCCACCCUGCCCCCCACCAGCCCGGGGGGGUUCCUGCUGGUGAGACCCCCCAGCUGCGCUACGUGGUGGUGAAGAAGCUGCGCACCUACGCGGGCGCCCAGCGCUACUGCCAGGACGUGUACCGGGGCCAGCUGGCCUCUGUGCACAGCGCUGCCCGCAACCAGGAGCUGCAGAAACUGGCACGAACCCACACCAAACUCGCACCCUGGAUCGGAGCUGUCACCAGCCGCAGGGCGGGGCAGUGGGAAUCGCGCUGGGAGGACUCCAGCCCCUGGAACUACGCGAACUGGGCGCCCAUCCAUCCCCACCACACCGUCACCACCUGCACCACCCUCAGCACCCGAGACGGGCUCUGGCGAAGCCGCUUCUGCUUCCAGCUGCGCCCCUUCAUCUGCCAGUACUGAGCCCCCAGUGCUGCCGUGGCCCCCCAGGUCCUUUCCCAGUAAAGCAGAGGUGCCCUGA